This is a messenger RNA of Meleagris gallopavo (turkey), 3819 nucleotides long. NCBI's taxonomy places the organism in Eukaryota, Metazoa, Chordata, Aves, Galliformes, Phasianidae. The record is from RefSeq and is a predicted model, not a curated record.
AUGUCGGGAUCUGAAGAGAUUCGUGACGGAGAAGUGGAGAAUGCCCUUAGGGAGAGCAGCAGAGUGCGGGCGCGGAGCCCCAACAGCCCUCCGCAGUUCCAGCUGCCCAGUUAUCAGGUGUCCAUCCCCGAGAACGAGCCGGCCGGCACGGCGGUGAUCGCGCUGCGCGCGCAGGACCCCGACGAGGGGGAGGCGGGUCGGCUGGCGUACUCCAUGGAAGCGCUCUUCGACGAGCGCUCCAAUGACUACUUCUCCAUCGACCCCCAGACGGGCAGCGUGGUCACCGCCCGCAGCCUCGACAGGGAGACGAAGGACACCCACGUGCUGAAGGUGACCGCCUCCGACCACGGCUCCCCGCGCCGCCGCUCGGCCACCACCUACUUGACGGUGACGGUCAGCGACACCAACGACCACGAGCCGGUGUUCGAGCAGCCCGAGUACCGGGAGAGCAUCCGCGAGAACCUGGAGGUGGGCUACGAGGUGCUGACCAUCCGCGCCACCGACGGCGACGCUCCGGCCAACGCCAACAUGCUUUACCGCCUGCUGGAGCCGGGCGCUGGGGACGGGGUCUUCGAGAUCGACCCACGCUCAGGGGUCGUGAGGACCCGUGCCCCGGUGGACCGCGAGGAGGUCUCCGAGUAUCACCUGGUGGUGGAAGCCAACGACCAGGGCAAGGAUCCUGGGCCACGCAGUGCCACGGCCAUGGUGCACAUCACCGUUGAGGACGAGAACGACAACUACCCUCAGUUCAGUGAGAAGCGCUACCUGGUGCAGGUGCAGGAAGACGCCCCGGUGAACAGCCAGAUCCUGCAGGUGCAGGCCACGGAUCGGGACCGGGGCAGCAAUGCCCAGGUGCACUACAGCAUAGUGAGUGGCAACCUGAAAGGUCAGUUCUACAUCCAUUCCUUCUCCGGUGCCAUUGAUCUGAUCAACCCUCUUGAUUAUGAGACUAUUCGGGAGUACACGCUCCGCAUCAAAGCCCAGGAUGGGGGCAGACCUCCCUUAAUCAACUCCAGCGGCAUGGUGUCGGUGCAGGUUGUGGACGUCAAUGACAAUGCCCCCAUCUUCGUCAGCACUCCCUUUCAGGCCACGGUGCUGGAGAACGUUCCUCUGGGCUACUCGGUGCUGCACAUCCAGGCUGUGGACGCUGACUCUGGGGAGAACGCGCGCCUGGAAUACAAGCUUAUUGAGAUGACACCACCAGCUGGGGUUGCCCCUGCAUCGGGGGACUCCGGGUUCCCCUUUCAAAUCAACAACAGCACAGGGUGGAUCACGGUGGCUGCAGAGCUAGACCGAGAAACUGUGGAGAACUAUCACUUCGGGGUGGAGGCCAGGGACCACGGUGUGCCGGUGAUGACCUCCUCGGCCAGCGUGUCCAUCACUGUCCUGGAUGUGAACGACAACAACCCCACCUUCACAGAGAAGGUCUAUCACCUCCGGCUGAAUGAGGAUGCAGCUGUGGGCAGCAGUGUCCUCACUCUGACCGCUGUGGACAGGGACGUGAACAGUGUAGUGACCUACCAGAUCACCAGUGGCAACACCAGGAACCGCUUUGCCAUCACCAGCCAGAGCGGAGGGGGACUGAUCACGCUGGCCUUGCCUCUGGAUUACAAGCAGGAGAGGCAGUACGUGCUCACUGUCACUGCCUCUGAUGGCACUCGCUUUGACACCGUCCAGGUCUUCAUCAACGUCACAGAUGCCAACACACACCGCCCAGUCUUCCAGAGCUCCCAUUAUACAGUGAGUGUCAGCGAGGACAAGCCCAUUGGCACCUCUAUUGUCACCAUCAGUGCCACCGAUGAAGACACGGGGGAGAAUGCAAGAAUCACUUACAUUUUGGACGACAACAUCCCUCAGUUCCGCAUUGACCCUGAUACCGGCACCAUCACCACCCUGAUGGAGCUGGACUAUGAGGACCAGGCAUCCUACACAUUGGCCAUCACAGCCCAUGACAACGGCAUCCCACAGAAAUCAGACACCACCUACGUGGAGAUCCUCAUCCUGGAUGCCAAUGAUAAUGCACCCCGCUUCCUCCGUGACCGCUACCAGGGCUCAGUUUUUGAGGACGUGCCACUCUCCACCAGCGUCCUACAGCUUUCUGCCACCGACCGCGACUCAGGCCUCAAUGGCCGCCUGCUCUACACAUUCCAAGGUGGAGAUGAUGGAGAUGGAGACUUCUAUAUCGAGCCCACCUCUGGAGUGAUACGCACGCUCCGCAAGCUGGACCGCGAGAACGUGGCCGUCUACAGCCUGCGAGCCUUUGCAGUAGACAGGGGCAGCCCACCCCUGAAGGCCUCUGUGGACAUCCAGGUGACUGUGCUGGACAUCAACGACAAUCCCCCUGUCUUUGAGAAGGAUGAGUUUGACAUUUUUGUGGAGGAGAACAGCCCUGUGGGCUCUAUCGUGGCUCGAAUCAGCGCAGCCGACCCUGAUGAGGGAACCAACGCGCAGAUCAUGUACCAGAUAGUGGAGGGCAACAUCCCUGAGGUCUUCCAACUGGAUUUGUUGAAUGGGGACCUCACGGCCCUGAUGGACUUGGAUUACGAGAGCCGCACGGAGUAUGUGAUUGUGGUGCAGGCCACCUCGGCCCCACUGGUGAGCCGGGCUACUGUGCACAUCCGCCUGUUGGAUCAGAACGACAACCCACCUGUUCUACAGGACUUCCAGAUCCUCUUCAACAACUAUGUAACUAACAAAUCCAACAGCUUCCCCUCCGGUGUGAUUGGCAAGAUCCCUGCGCAUGACCCCGAUGUGUCAGACAGUCUGGCCUACACCUUUGUGCAAGGCAAUGAGUUAAAUUUGCUCCUCUUGGACUCUGCCACUGGGGAACUCAAGCUCAGCCGAGACCUGGACAACAACCGGCCCCUGGAAGCCCUCAUGAAAGUGUCGGUCUCAGGUAAGCACACAUUGGAGGUGUGUGAAAUGUGCAGUUCUUCAUUUCGGGCUGAUGGGGUGGCAUGGGCAAAAUAGCUGCUUGUAGCUUAGCGUGCAGCCUUCAAUUUUCAGAGGCAGCAAUUUAUCUAUGAAGUUCUUGGAAAGGAACCACAAAAAUGGAUCUGAUCCACGUGCUGUGGAUUGAAGUGAUGCACUGAAGUUGUUUGGUAGAUGUAGAUCAUGAGAGUAAAUAAAUGUGUGUAGGGGUAUAGAUUUCCUUUGUUUAGGUGGUGCUUUGGCUCAAACUUUUCUGAUGUGGUUGCAUCAAGGCAAUAAAUGAUCUAACCUACAAAGAUGUAGAAAAUGUGUACGUACCUGUGAUGCUUAGGGUUAAGCUUACUGUUGGUGAUAUGUGAUGGCUUUGCAGAUCCAUCCUCUCUAGCUCUUUUUUUCCUCUGUUGUUUAAAAAAUAGUGGCCAAGUAGCACUCAAAGCAGUACUGAGUGAUCCUUUGCUGUGGGGGGAGAGGAAUGAGGAAGGACAGAUGCUGUGACCACCUUCCUUGGAGAGCUGGUGUGUGAUGGAGAGGGCUCUGCCUCUUCUGUUGAGCAGACUGUCCCCUAUUAUUCAAUAUGUAUUUUUAUGUGAGUCUGUAUACAGUCUUGGGAUAAAUGUUUUUUUUCUGCUUGGUCAGUUGUUUAUCAUGGAAUUACUUUUUAUGCCUUUAAUUGUGGCAUCAAUCAUGCAAUGAGUAAUUUCCUCUGCAGGUGCCACUCUAUAAAGUUUACUGUGGAUCUGAUCCCACACUUCUGUUGACUUUUGAAGCUUAUAACCAGACACAUUCCUUGCUGCCUCUCUGUGCAACCCUGAAGCUAAUAUUUGAAUCUGUUUUUUUUCCCUUUUUUACAUAAAAUAGCUGAAAGUAUGAGGCACAUAGGAACAUAGG